AUGGAAUCAGAACUAAGACAGAGGUCUGUUACUGAAGAUCACGAGAGUGACAUUGAUCAAUUAUCAAUUGCAAGUGAACAUCAUUUAAGUAAAAAAUCAUCAACAAUUUUUACCAUUGACACGACUCCGUUAGCUCCUCCAAAUGAAAAUGAUAUAGAUCUUUUCACUAGUGAUAAAUACCAUUUUAGCAUGAUCAGAAAUCUGCACAUGGCCGAUUUCAUUACAAUGUUAAAUGGGUUUAGUGGUUUCUAUUCCAUUGUAUCGUGUCUCAGAUUCACAUUGACUAAAAAAUCAUAUUAUGUGCAGAGAGCACAUUUGUUUAUUUUCUUAGGAACAGUGUUUGAUUUCUUAGAUGGUAGAGUCGCAAGAUUGAGAAAUAGAUCAUCAUUAAUGGGACAAGAAUUAGAUUCUUUAGCAGAUUUAAUUUCCUUUGGUGUCGCUCCAGCUUCAAUUGCCUUCGCUAUUGGCUUCCAAACUACAUUAGAUGUCUUUAUACUAUCCUUUUUUGUACUAUGCGGUCUUUGUAGGCUCGCAAGAUUCAACGUUACUGUUGGUCAAUUACCAAAGGACAAGAAAGGUAAAUCUAAGUUUUUCGAAGGUUUUCCAAUGCCAACAACUCUUUUCGAAGUUUGUGGUAUGGAAUUAUUGAUUAAAUUGAAUCGAUUCAACGAUGAAGUUCCAUUUGGAAUCAUUAGAAAAGGUAAAUUCUUGGAAUUUCAUCCUUUGGUGCUAAUUUUUUCCUUCAUGGAUGUGGUAUGA
Molecule: messenger RNA, 759 nt
Organism: Kazachstania africana CBS 2517
Lineage: Eukaryota; Fungi; Ascomycota; Saccharomycetes; Saccharomycetales; Saccharomycetaceae
Gene: CHO1
Product: CDP-diacylglycerol-serine O-phosphatidyltransferase
Exons: 1
Coding region: 1-759 (252 amino acids)
Biological process (GO): phospholipid biosynthetic process
Cellular component (GO): membrane
Molecular function (GO): phosphotransferase activity, for other substituted phosphate groups
Source: RefSeq, a predicted model, not a curated record